AUGGGGAGCCAGCUGUUCCCGCACAUAUCUGUUAUGUGUGAUGCCUCACCGAAAGGCAAGCUGGAUGCCCCCCGGUUGCACCAGUCAAUUCAGUCGUACACCCAGCAUGGAUUCGUUUCGACUAAGUUGUGGAUGCCCCUGAUCACAAUGGGGAAUUUCGUUGCGAUUGGAACCGUCCAGAAGCUGAGUACUCUCUUGCCCUCCUCUGCGACAGCACAGCAAAAGCUUGAAGCAGCAACACUGGUUGCAGAGUCAGCGACGGCUUCUUUGGCAUGUGAAGCUAACAAGAAGGCCGCGAAGAAAAAACUGCAACUGGAUACAACUAGUGCAGUGUGUCAUUCGCCCAAGGCCUUGGGAGCUGUGCGAGAGCAACGCCUGGCGGCAAAGCAAGAACUGAAGGCCGUUCGCAACAUACUGGAGCAUGCCAACUUCGACCUGGAUAGCAUCUUUUCCGCCAGCCCCUUGAGAGCAAUCGACCCCGCACAUGAAGUCAGAACCGAGCACCGAGUAGGAUGUGAUGCCCUCGCCUUCUAUGUCAACGCGACCACGGGCGACUGCACCUGGGCGGCGGUCAUGCCCGAGGCCGACACGACUGUGCGACUUGUGUUGGCUCCGGACGAGGGGGGCCCUCUGUUUGCCUGCUACCAGUACUUAGCACUUCAAGGAGCGAAGGUGACCUUGAAUCGAGACGCCCUGCACAAGCUGCACGCCUAUUGUGGUCGAGUGACGAGCUGCUCCCCGACAAUCAAGCGAAUGUGCGAGCUGUCGGGCUGGCUGUUCAGAUCGAAGAAGAGCCCCUGGGGCACCCAUGCCACCGGCAACAACUUGUCUGAAGGUUGUCUUCGCUACUUGCAGGUAGCAGAAGCCGGCGAUGCUUUGAUGCAGCUCUUUGGAAGAGAUAUAUUGAAGGAGCGGAAUGGAGUCGAGGAAACCGCUGACGAGCACCUCAACUUUACGAGGACUGUGGAAAUUCUGGGGAAGGCGGCGAAGAACAAGAAGGGGUCCUUCUCGUGGUCCAGAUGGUGUUCCUGGGCACACACAGCAGCCAACUACCAGUACAGCUGCCAUUUGUUGCAACUCUUCUGGAGUGCGAUGGAGGUGCCAGCAGACCAAACCAUAUCAUUGUCUAGACUGAUAAUAGUCUGUAGUAACUUAGUAGUGUGCAAUGGUCGUAAUUAUUUUAUGAAUUACAUAGUGGGAUGA
This is a messenger RNA of Symbiodinium sp. CCMP2592, 1203 nucleotides long. Lineage: Eukaryota; Dinophyceae; Suessiales; Symbiodiniaceae. The record is from the annotation of a GenBank genome assembly.